GAGAGAGAGCUACUGUCAAGUGAAUAUCCAAAAAAUCCAUUAUUAAAAAGACUCUCCAACAAUCCAGGAAAGGUGCUGCUGUGGAUAUUUUAGGAGUGUUUAACAAACUCUACCCAACCCACGGGAAUGUUUUACUGGAAUAAUUAGACUUUUCCGCCGUUUUUUCCCUGGGAUAUUUUUUCUUGUAGUGGAAUUCUUCCUAUUUCACCUGCACGAGGACAGCGACCGGCGGGGAAAGGAAAGGAAGGAAGGGAAGAAGGAAGGUGAUAGAAGAGGAGAAAAAGAGUAGAAGAAGAAGAAGAAGCAGGUUGAAAGGGGGAAGUGGGGGAUCAUUUCAGUUUUGUCUCGGAUGGGAUUCUUCCCUCACCCCGCGGAUGGAGGGAUGAAACCGGGAGGAAAAGACGGGGAGAGAGAGAAAGAGAGAGGAGGAGGAUGUAGUCGUCGGGCGCUGUGAGAAUGCAAAACGGACGCACCCCUCUGGAAGACAGGCUUGAACUAUAAACCCGUUCGGAAUUUACAGCCACCCAAAGGAUAUUACACACAUUUACCUCGAUAUUCUCUUCUCUGGAACCUAUCUGUGUGGAGUUACAACUAUCAUCAUCACUAUCCUUCACAUAAUGGGAUUUGGCAGCAUAAUUGCUCCCUGACACCCCGUGAAGGAACCGUAGCAUCCGGAAAGAGUGAGUGAAAGCACAGAAGAAGAUUUUGGACCUCUACCCUCAUCCAUGAUGUUAUAGCCGGGGUAACAUGUGAAUCCUGAAGCAGUGUUAUCCGCUUUUACAUCUCUGAAGGUGUCGUGUCCAGGUGGGGUGGUAACCAUGGAGAGGAUGUUGCUGUGUGUGAUGCUGGCAGUUGCCAUGGCUGUGCGGGCACAGAUCUGCCCAAAGCGCUGCGUGUGUCAGAUCCUGUCACCCAACCUGGCAACCCUCUGCGCCAAGAAAGGUCUACUGUUUGUACCGCCCAACAUUGAUAGGCAUACAGUGGAGCUACGGCUGGCUGACAACUUUGUCACAAGUGUGAAGAGGAAAGAUUUUGCAAACAUGACACGGCUGGUGGACCUUACAUUAUCCAGAAACACCAUCUCCUACAUCACACCUCAUGCCUUUGCCGAUCUGGAAAACCUCAGAGCUCUACACCUCAACAGCAACCGGCUCACGAGGAUAGGCAAUGAUACAUUCAGCGGGAUGUCGAAGCUUCACCACCUGAUUCUCAACAACAACCAGCUGGUGCUGAUUCACCAGGGAGCAUUCAAUGACCUGCUGGCACUUGAAGAAUUGGACCUCAGCUACAAUAACCUGGACUCUAUUCCUUGGGAGGCCAUCCAGAAAAUGAUCAGCCUCCAUACGUUGAGUUUAGACCACAACAUGUUGGACUUCAUUCCAGAGGGAACGUUUUCCCUGCUACAGAAACUGAACCGACUGGACGUUACCUCUAAUAAACUGCAAAAGCUGCCACCGGAUCCACUGUUUCAACGAGCACAGGUCCUGGCCACAUCAGGCAUCAUGACGUCCACUUCUUUUGCGCUGUCAUUUGGUGGGAACCCUCUACACUGUAACUGUGAGUUGCUGUGGUUGCGAAGGCUGAACAGAGAGGACGACCUGGAGACGUGCGCUUCACCCCAACACCUCUCUGGCCGAUACUUCUGGUCCAUCCCUGAGGAGGAGUUCCUCUGUGAACCCCCACUCAUCACCAGAUACUCCCAUGAGAUGAGGGUGCUGGAAGGGCAGAGAGUUACACUUAGGUGUAAGGCAAGGGGUGACCCAGAACCAGCCAUCCACUGGAUCUCUCCGGAGGGCAAACUGGUGUCCAACUCCUCCAGGACAUUGGUGUACAACAACGGGACUCUGGACGUCCUCAUCAGUACCGUGAAAGACACCGGCUCCUUCACCUGUAUCUCCUCCAAUCCUGCCGGUGAAGCCCACCAGACGGUAGACCUGGUUAUUAUUAAACUCCCCCACAUCUCCAACAACACCAACAACAUCCAGGAGCCUGACCCGGGAUCGUCGGACAUUUCCACGUCGACCCGAGGCGGAGCCAACGGGAGCAAUGUGACGGGGGACGUGAAGGGCGGGGUGGAUAAGAGGGUGGUGACGGCCGAGGCCACGUCAUCAACGGCGCUGAUCAAGUUCAACUUCCAGAGGAAUAUUCCAGGAAUCAGGAUGUUCCAGAUACAGUACAAUGGGAGCCAAGACGACUCACUAGUUUACAGAAUGAUCCCUCCAUCCAGCAAGAACUUCCUGGUCAACAACCUGGCAGCUGGGACCCCGUAUGACCUCUGCGUGCUGGCCAUCUAUGAUGAUGUCAUCACCUCUCUGACAGCAACACGUGUGGUCGGCUGUGUGCAGUUCACCACCGAGUCGGAGUACAUGAGGUGUCAUUUUAUGCAGUCUCAGUUCCUCGGCGGGACUAUGAUCAUCAUCAUCGGAGGGAUAAUAGUGGCCUCGGUGCUCGUUUUCAUCAUCAUCCUGAUGAUACGGUACAAGGUGUGUAACCCUGGUGAAGGGGGUAAAGGUGUUUCAUUGUCGAUGACCAACGUUCACUCACAGACCAACGGGCAGCAGUCACAGGGAUGCACCGUGACUCCCAGCUCCUCUAAACACGGCUCAAUCGGAUUAGACGACCUCUCAGGAGGCUCAAAGAAAAGGAGCGGGGCAGCAGCAGGAGGAGGAGGAGGGGGCAAGGAUACAAUGACUCAGUCGUCCGACUCAUCCCUGCCUGACUGCUCCACGACUACGUCAGUUCUCAGCCAGCCCUGGGCAGCCAGAAGCCCAACAGCUGGAGCCGAGGAACGGGAGAAAGCGGGUGAAGAGAGAGCUCAGGCUGGCGUCUCGUCACCCACCGGCGCCACCGGUUCACUAAGCAAGCCAAAGCGGAAGCCCGCUCCCAGUAAGCCAGGCUCGGCUUGCUCCAACACCUCGGCUCCUCCUGAAAACCUCCCCUCCCCGUCCCCUCGCCCUCCUUCCUCCUCCUUCUCCACCGCCUCCUCCGCUCUCCUCCCCUCUACCCCUCUGGAAAACCUCAACACCAACCGCAACAACUCCACCUCUCUCAACCAAACCCCGCCUCCCUUCGCCUACUCCCCUUUCUCCAGCCCCCUCGCCACCCCGAGCCCCGUCCCCUCCAUCCGAUUUCGAGAGACACCCAUCCUGCGCAGGGCUCCCCGCGCCUCCACCUCUGCCUCCGCCAAGUACCAGACUCUCCCUGUGGAGGAGGCAGGGAGGAGCAGGGCGAGGAGGAGGUACUCGCUCAGUGAAGGAGGCUCAAAGACUCACUCGACCCAUCAGGGACCCAAAAUAGGGCGCAUAAUGCGGAACAAAAGGAGCCAAUCAAUGAGCGGGAUGCUGCUCCCGAAAGACGGGGAUGGAGACUCGGACAAAGGGCGGUGCGAGUCGGACUGGAUCUUAGAAAGCACAGUUUGAACUGCAACAAGACAGCAACCAUAAAAUAAACUUUGGUUAACCAUUAUUGUUUAUCUUUUGUAUGAGUGUAUGUCUGGGGUUUUGUGUGUGUGUGUGUGUGUGUGUUAGUUUGAAUUUGUCUAGAGGUGGAUGUGCAUUUUCGGUGUGUACAGUAUGUGUGUGUUCAUGUUGGAACCUUUGUUUAUAGAUGUGUGAGAGAGUGAUUGUGUGUUUCUGGGUGAAAGUGUGAACAUUUUUCUUUUUCAGUUUUUUUUUUUAUUAUUUUCAUAUUUUUUCUCCAUUUUCUCAAUUCUUUGCAUUCCGUUUACAGUUUUUUUUUUUUUUCACUCUGAUGGUUUACGAUCUGUUUUUUCCAGUCGGUCAUUCAGCGAGUAGAUGACUCGCCAUGUCUCAUAGCGUCCACGAGUUGUCUCGGUGGUUCCACUUUAUAGCACAAAUAAAACAAGACAAUGGGCUCGCCA
Molecule: messenger RNA, 3880 nt
Organism: Centropristis striata (black sea bass)
Lineage: Eukaryota; Metazoa; Chordata; Actinopteri; Perciformes; Serranidae
Gene: lrfn5a
Product: leucine rich repeat and fibronectin type III domain containing 5a
Exons: 10
Coding region: 819-3419 (866 amino acids)
Molecular function (GO): protein binding
Source: RefSeq, a predicted model, not a curated record